GCAGCGGAUCAUGCAGACGAGUCUCAUCGCUGAAGACGGAUUCAUAGAAAAUAAGCUAUGCGGAAAUCCUGUGAAAAAUGACGUUUAUACUUGUUUUGUUGAUAGUGCCAUUGGCUUUUCUCCUAUUCCUUUUCUUUCUAAAAAAAAUUCUUCUCCGAAAUAAAACCAUCCUAAAAAAUCGGUUGAACGGUAAAACCGUAGUUGGUAUUUUCCAUCCAUACUGCAAUGCCGGUGGUGGUGGAGAGCGCGUCUUAUGGUGCGCAAUUCGAGCCAUUCAGUCCCAAUAUCCUGACAUUCAUGUUGUGGUGUACACUGGAGACAGUGUCCCAGCAGAGGAUUUGCUCUGUAAUGCCUUCCACAAAUUUAACAUUAGGAUCCAAAACAACAAUAUUGAGUUUGUCAAACUUUACAAACGGAGUUGGGUGGAAGCUCAGAGAUAUCCUUGCUUUACCCUACUUGGCCAAAGUCUGGGGUCAUUGAUUCUUGGUACUGAAGCCCUUCUGAAACUUGUCCCAGAUGUAUUUAUUGACACAAUGGGAUAUUCAUUCACAUUUCCUCUAUUCCGAAUACUGGGUGGAUGCACUGUAGCCUGCUAUGUACAUUAUCCAACAAUCAGUACCGAUAUGUUGGGACAAGUCACAAGGCGUGCAGCAGCUUUCAACAACAACUCCUUCAUUUCUCGAAAUCCCAUCCUAAGUCAAGCAAAAAUCAUUUAUUAUAAGUUAUUUGCAUACAUGUAUGGUAUUUCUGGAAGAUAUGCUCAGACCAUUAUGGUGAACUCAAGCUGGACUGAAGAUCAUAUCAAUCAGAUUUGGAAUGUUCCUCUUAAAACACACAAGGUGUACCCUCCCUGUGAUGUUAAAGAAUUCUUAGAAAUACCAGUUGACUCUGAUCCCCAAUGUCUACGAAUCAUAGCUGUGGCUCAGUUUCGACCGGAGAAAGACCAUCCGCUGAUGAUCCGUUCCUUCUACAAGCUAAUGGAUAUUCUAACAGAUGAAGAAAAAUCAAGAGUGAAGUUAGUUCUGGUAGGCUCUUGCAGAAAUGAGGAAGACCUGCGGAGGGUAGAAGAUUACAAGAGGCUAAGUAAACAUUUCAAUAUAGAAAACCAUACAGAAUUCUAUAUCAAUGUACAGUUUAAUGAACUAAAACGCCUUAUGGGAGAAUCAACCAUUGGACUUCAUACAAUGUGGAAUGAACAUUUUGGAAUAAGCAUUGUAGAAUGUAUGGCAUCCGGACUUAUAAUGGUUGCACACAAGUCUGGGGGUCCUAUGAUGGACAUAAUCAUUCAUAGUAAAGGAUCUCAGCCGAUUGGAUUUUUAGGUUCAGAUGAAAUUGAGUAUGCUGACGUCAUGCGUCAGAUCAUCCGAAUGAAGCCCAAACAAAGGGAACUUAUUAGGGAAGCUGCAAGGGAGUCUGUUGCUAGAUUUUCUGAUGAGUCGUUUGAGAGAGAAUUUUUGAGAGUAUUUAUUCCUCUCAUACGAUAAAACAAAGAAACAUAA
Molecule: messenger RNA, 1499 nt
Organism: Daphnia carinata
Lineage: Eukaryota; Metazoa; Arthropoda; Branchiopoda; Diplostraca; Daphniidae
Gene: Alg11
Product: GDP-Man:Man(3)GlcNAc(2)-PP-Dol alpha-1,2-mannosyltransferase-like
Exons: 5
Coding region: 78-1484 (468 amino acids)
Biological process (GO): protein N-linked glycosylation
Cellular component (GO): endoplasmic reticulum membrane
Molecular function (GO): GDP-Man:Man(3)GlcNAc(2)-PP-Dol alpha-1,2-mannosyltransferase activity
Source: RefSeq, a predicted model, not a curated record